Pyricularia pennisetigena is the source of this 8826-nucleotide messenger RNA. RefSeq lists its product as uncharacterized. The coding region runs from base 1 to 8826 and encodes 2941 amino acids. The transcript has a single exon. The record is from RefSeq and is a predicted model, not a curated record. Lineage: Eukaryota; Fungi; Ascomycota; Sordariomycetes; Magnaporthales; Pyriculariaceae.
AUGGCUCUCCUCAACCCGACCUUCGUCUUCGGUGUCAUCGUCCUCGUUUACCUCUCGACAUUUGUCGUCUUCGCAGUCCUUCGCAUCGUUACCGGCAUUUCAAUCCAGCGCGUCGGAUACUUUUCGCUUCGCCGACUAGCCUACACCCCACGCGAUGGCUUCAAGAUCGAGAUUCGGGGUCUCGGCCUCAACGUACAUCGGCCAACCUUUGCCCAGCCUACCUGGUUGAGCAUUGUCAUCAAUGCACUAGUGGUUACAGUUGAUAUUCAGGAGUUAGAGGGCCCCAAGGCCGUGGAUGCUGAGACCAGUGAGGAUGAAGAAGAUGACCAUGGAGAACAAGGCCGCCUAACACGGAAUCAGGAGCCAAAGCCGGCGCCUGGUGCAAGAAGUCGAAGUCCCAAGCCGGGAAUCAUACGCCGCGCGACUGGUGGUCCGCCGAGGAGCGAGCUAUGGAAGCACCUCAUGAAACUCAAGGAGCGCAUAAAGCGCCUGCACAGAAACAUCAACUGGUUUCGCUUGGUGGACAUAGUGGCCACCAAUUCAAGCGUUAACAUAGUGGAAGUGGGAAAUGUGCAGUUUGGAAGCUUGACAAUUGCUGUCGACACCAGACGUAAGACGGUAGAUCGUGCGCGCUUUGUCUGGCAGGCCCGGAGCCGGAAACAGCACGAGAAGAACCAAGCCGAAUGGAUCAUGACUCUGCGCAGCGUCUUGUUCACGCCCGAGGGGAGGGAGUCGAUGGAGAUCUUGGACAAUGCAACACUGAACAUACACGGGUUCCUCUAUGAUGCCCUUGAUGGUCUGCGGGACGCAACCGUCGCGCUCAAGCUUGGACGGGUUCACUUGCCGUACGACGACCUGCAGCUGUGCACCGAGCUCCUUAAGAAGUGUCGAGCUCGUGCAAGGAAUUCUGCGUCCGACGUUGAAGAUGACGAGGGCUCCCUCGACGACGUUGUACAGGAAAUACAGGUCCCGGGAAGUACCGAUCAAGAGCUUAUGCAAACCGUAUCGGACUCUAAGGAGUUCGCCAGUUCCCUGCUCAGGGGUAUCAAGGAGGUCCAGUUCGCCGUCAGCUUCCUGGGCUUGACCAAGAAAAUCGAAUCAGUCAAAACCACUGGUGUCCCUGUGCAGCUCAAUGCUGCCAUGAAGGAGGUUGGAAUAGAUCUUCACCGACUGGAUCCCAAGUCUCCCGCCCACCGCAUGUAUUUCCCAUCCAAGGAUAUAGCGCACGAGGCCUUGGUGGCAGCCUUGUCCAUAUCUGUGGGUGUAGAUGACGGUCAUGAGAAACCGCAGCGCAUCCUCUAUAUACCCAUGGCAACGACGACCAUCAGAACCACUCUACCCUCCAAGACCGUCGAACUGACUGAACAUGAGAGUGCCGAGCAAAGAAACGCCAAUAUCCUUUUCGCCAACUCGAUUGUCACCUCCCCCGCCGUCGAUCUCGAUCCUCGUCACCUGCCACUUCUUCUCGCCAUGGUGCGGCCCCGCUCUAGACGGCGGAGAUCCGGAAGCCAACAGCGCCAUAUACUCAUCUCUAGGCUGUUACCAAAGGCCAACGUCAAGUUUACAAUGCACGAACCCGUGGUCAGGAUCGCUCUGCCACCUGUCCAGAAGUCUGCAGAUCCGGAUGACUUUGACCUAAUUAUUUCCUCCAUCUCCUCCAUAUCUCUUGAUCUUGAAUCUUUUCACUCGACAAUGGAGGACCUGCACUAUUCCCUGGCAUCUUCCAUGCGGUUGCAGACACACCACCUGUACUAUCAGACAUCCUCAGGUAGUCGAUUUGAUAUCGUUCAGACGGAGUCGUUUGACCUCAAGAUUCAGCUCGGGGCAUCACCCGACGUGCAUGUUGUCGCAACCGGCAAUCUGCAAACAUUUGCAGUCAAGAUGGUGCGGCCUGAAAUCGCCGACGGUCUACGUCACAUUGUGCGAAGCCUUCGGCACAGUGCGCACCCCGAGAAAUUGUCAGACGCUCAGCGGAACCACAACUUUCUGCGUGCGAUGCCCUCCUGGCUUUUGCACUUCAACAUACAGGCGAGAGAUUUCAGCAUAGAGAUUGCAGGUAUAGAUGAAGAUAUAUCGAAACACACUCGGGGUGUCGCAUUACAGCUGGAAUCAUGGUCUGCAGAGUACCGUGCUCAAAGGCUUGACAACCUGCAACGAAGACCAGCACGCCGCCGUGCCAGCAGCCGUACCAGCAUGAUGCCCGAGGCGGAUUUGCUCAGGACAAUCCCACUGUCCCCAAGGAAGAAGUUCCAAAAUGACGGCGAUGGCCGCCGCAUCGCGGUUAACGUCAAGGGACUAGAGGCUUUCAUUGUGGAGUCUUCUGAAAGAUGGGAGGCUGAGCCAUUUAUCAACAUACCCAGGUUUGAACUUGCAUGCUCGACUCUCAGUGACAAUCAGGGGCCGGUUUUCCAUAUCCAUUCCCAUGUACGUACACUGCUUGUGCAGUACUCGCUUUAUCGCCACUACUCGGUUGCUAUUGCCAUCACUGUAUUGCGAAAGGCCUUUAUACGAUCCAACCGACGCACAAGCCCAGCUGGUAAUGGAAAAGAGGACGCACCCAAGAUUCCAAAUAGCGAUCUUUUAGCCCCACCUAUGGCCUCUGAUCACGGCGGGGGCAUCAACACCGCUGCAAGCUCAGCGAAGGAGCUGGUGGCCAUUGAUGUCAAGGCUGCUUUAGUUCAAAUCAAGGCGGAUAUGCCGGCCGAUCCUCCGAUUAUGCUCCAGCUUCAUGGCUUGGAGGCAGGCCGCCACCGCUGGUCACCACCUUUCUUUCAUUCCAAGCUCAUCAGGCUAUACGCGGAAGCGCCUAGGAUGCGAAAAGUCUGGGCAAGGGUCAUCAGCAUCAAGAAUGGGCGUCUUGACUACCGCGAGUCGCGCAGGAAACUUUCCAGCGGCGGGUACAAGGACGAGAAGCUUUACGAUGCUGUGGCAGACGCUAUUCGCUUUGCUGUUCCUCAUGAACUGAUCUUCAACAAGGUCACAGACAACUUUAUAAACGUGUUCAAAUCUGCCCAACAGCUUCACCAUCGUUUCAAGACCGGAACGAAUGAGUAUAUCCUCCAGAAGGGGCCGGAAGGCCCCAAGGCCAUCCCAAAGGUCUCAUUUCGUAGCAGGACUUUCUUGUUUGAGCUUGAGGAUGGUGCUUUUGAGUGGAAACUUGGCAUGAUAUAUCGUGCUGGGCGAAUCGAGCAAGUACAGAGGCUAGCCCGUGAGGAAGCGUUUCAGGUCAAAGUGAAAAAGAUACACGAGGAAGAGUCUAGGAAGGAGUCAAACAAGUUCCGCACCCGAUCUCUAAUGGCCAGAGGCAGAUCCAAACGUGGAAGAGCAUCAUGGGCCAGGACACCAAGUGAGGAUGGUCGCCCACGAUCAAGCUCUGAGAGUCCAGGACGGGGCCGAGCACCCCGUUAUGAUCCUGACAGUGCAGCCCCGAAUAUGAGCGGGAGAGCUCAGGUAACCAUCAGCGAGGCGAGACGACGACUCAACGAACACAACGCGCACAGCUGGAAGAGGCGUAUAGAUCGCCAAUUUGAAACGGCACGCAACAGCAUGAAGCAGUUUAGAAGCCUCUUCUGGGGUGCCGACCACAUGCCGGACGAUGUUGAUGAUGACGAACAUAUCCUCGAAGUGCCACAACGCCCAGCACUGAUGUCAACACUGAUCCACGAUCUGCACGUCACUGUUGACAAACCCUCAUUUCCAAUCCGCGAUCUGCCUGACUUUUUGCACAACGUGGGCAAAGGCAUGCCUCGGGAUAUGCAGUACUCGCUACUCAUCCCCAUGAGCGUAGCGAUCGACAUGGGAGAAGCCAAGGUGUCUCUGAGAGAUUAUCCUUUACCACUGCUGCAUGUUCCAAGUCUCAAGGCUGGACAGUCUGCAAGACUGGCUGCCCUCUCGCUCAAGACAGAUUUUGUCAUAGCGGAGGAGUUUCACGGGCCUGAGUCCACACGAAGGAUUAGAGUAGAGAUAGUACCAGAAAGAGCUGCAUCGCCCGGCAACGACGAUGGCGAAGGCGCGUUUGCAAUCGAUGUCAGGCGGACGGUUGGUCCCGUCAAGUCAUACUCCGAUAUUCGGGUCGACAUCAACACGGCCCUGCCAACAAGGUUCACAUGGGGCCCAUGCUAUCAACCGGCCGUUCAGGACAUGAUGAUGGCUAUAGAGUCCUUCACGAAGCCCCAGCUGGAUCCGUCGGAGCGAGUGGGAUUCUGGGACAAGAUAAGACUCAAUCUACACUCUCGUGUCCGCGUCGCCUGGAAAGGGGAUGGCGACGUUCACCUUGCACUCAAGGGCACCCGAGACCCGUACAAGGUCACUGGCGCCGGUGCUGGAUUUCUCAUGUGCUGGCGUAACGAUGUUCGGUGGAACAUCCACGAAGACGACGAUGCCAAACGCUUCAUGACCGUCGACAGCGGCGAAUAUGUUCUUGCCGUGCCAGACUACAGUCACAUUGCCCGGGAGUCCGAACGUCUCAGUGGCGACCCCGGUGGAGUAUCGGCCGAAGACCAUAAGCCUGGAGCAGCUUUCCAGAAGGUCAUCAUGAAGUUAUCCGGAAGGGUCCAAUGGCGUGCUGGCUUAGUCUUUGAGCGAGCCAUCGAGCACGGCAAGCGAAACUUUGAGUUCAAACCCCACUACGAUGUAGUCUUGAAGACUCCACAGAACGCAGUCUCGUUGGAUGACAAACCGUACGACGCUUUCCGCGGCUUCAGAAGCAAUCACAUCCAUCUGUCGGUUGCUAUUUGUGCACCAGCGGAUCGGGAAUGGACCACUUCAAACCCUGAACCGUCGCGUAGCUACAACACUGUCCACCUGACGCCGCGCUUUUUCACACACUUCUUCGCGUGGUGGUCGCUCUUUGGCGGGCCAAUGUCUCUGCCCAUCCGGCAAGGCGCUCUGUGGCCAGGUCGUGAAAAGAACAGCAAAAAGUUUGGCCGACACUUGGCAACUAUCAAGUACAACCUGCUCCUUGCCCCGCUCUUCCUUAGCCAUAUCUACAGACACAAGGACCCCGAGGAUCCCUCGGAGGAAGCGAUGCAGGCAACGGGUAUCAAGGUCCGCUUUGACAGCUUCAUGUUGGACUUGCAUCAAAGAAGGGAGGAGUUCAACACCCAAGGCAGGGGGAACAAGGCAGAGCAGUCGAGGACCACGGGCAUGAAGAUACAUGCUGGUCAACUAGAUCUUGCAUCGGCCGAUAUUCGAGCCGUCUCGGCUAAUAUGCGUGCCGCUACUGCAGAGUCCACAAAGAAUAGCUCGAUUCCGGGAUUUGACCACGGAGAUGACGAAAACGACCUCUCACGCUUUACGAUACCAGACAAUGACUUUAGCUGGAUAGACAUGGACGACUUUGUGGAGCUUGAUUCUCUGGUGCCCUCCGAGGGAACACCAGAGACGCAGAUACUCCCACUGGUGUUUGCCCCGAGGAUCACCUACUUCAGACAGACGGACAUUGGAGGCAUUAUCGCGGGAGAUGUCUCGAGGAGUAGCCCCUUUGGUGACGAGCCAACUCACUUCUGCAUCAUGAGUCAAGACGAUGAUCCGCGUAGAGUGCAGAUACAACUCAUUCGCAAGCGUCUAUCGCAGAUAAAGGAACAAAUUGAGAAUGGCACCCGGACUCUGGGCGAAAUCGAGCUCAGACUGAUAAAGACCAACCAUCAAGAUGCCGAUCUGUCAUCAGACCGCGACAAGCUUACAAAGCAUAGCAGCGUGCUCCAGGAGAAGCAAAAGUUUUUGGAGAACAUGCUAAAACAAAUGAUACAUCAGGGCCCGGGUGAUGAUAUAAAAAGGCUGACCGAGAAGACGGACACGUCGAUAUCAAUACCGCUCUCGGAAGGCUCCAUCACUUUACCUUCGGGUGCCGAGUUUGCCAGUGACUUCAAGAACAGGUUCGUGGUACACAACAUGCAGCUGAAGUGGAACAACCUCCUCCGCAACAUCAUUUUGCGCUAUAGUCACCAGGUCAGCCAGCGCCGUGGGUUCGUCUACUAUCUUUCACGCCCGGCGAUCAAGUUCAUUCUGGACAUUGUUGAAGAGCAGGCCAAGGUCAAGAACUCGAAGCCUACGAACAGCACUUCGACCCCGGCACCCUCUGGUGUCACUGGAUCGCCGGACCCUUCUGCGUCAGACAAGGAAAACGGUACAGACAUUGAGGACAAGAUCAAGAAGAUCUUGCAGGAGGGCAAGAAGUUUGUCAAUGCCGACGACAAAUCUAGCACGGACAAGUCUGGAUCUGGGGAGGCCAUAUGCGGCCCGUCGAUCGGAGAUUUGUCCGGGAACAUUGCGGACGGCUUCGUGCCACAGUACAGCUAUCAUGUGCGGCUCAUUGCUCCGCAGAUUCAGCUACAGAGCGACAAGAACACCAAGAACGUGGUGCUCAUUACAGCCAAGGGAAUGGAGCUCAAGGUGGUCGAGGUGCUGGACAAAGAACGCAUAUACGAUACGGUCAGUGGGCUUGUUCAACGCCGGUUCCUGGUGAACAUGGACAAUACGCAGUUCUUUGUCACAGACCAAAAAUGGUUUGCCCAACAGCUUCUGUCUCUGCACUCUGGCAGUACAUACGGUACACCAAACGGAUCACCGUGGCCACCCUGGGUCCCGAUGGAGGUCAUGUUCGAUUUCCAAACGGCCCCGUUCGGCUUUAAGCGGGUCGUCCAAAGGACGUCGGCCAUGCUGCGCUACGACAAGUACAACACGCUGAGGCUCAAGUACAACGAUGAGGUUAAUACUACGGGCGACGAGGACCUCAGCACAAAGUCAUCUUACGAAGUUGCCGAGAACCAGAUGGACAACCUGUGGGUCGAGUUUCCACAGGCUUUUGCCGUGUGCGACUCGACGCAAUACUUUGCCAUCUACAAGAUAGUCAACGAUCUGCUCUUGUACAGCGAGCCCUCGGAGAAGCACCGAAACGAACGUCUCGAAAAGAUUAUGCUGGCUUCGGAUUUCAGUGAUUUGCGCGGUGCGCCCGAGAUGGUGGUCAAGCUCCAGGAACGCAUCAGGCAGAUGCACGACAUCAAGACGCACUUCCAGGUGCAUUCCAAAUAUCUCGACAAGAAGAGUUGGCAGGACAGGAUUUCUCUUGAGAGGGACCUUGCUACAGCCGAAGACGAACUCUUCUUCACCAUGAAAGCCAUCACGACCGCUCAGAGCAAAUACGAUACGGCGAGUCAGAACAACGCACUGCUCAAGUGGAGCAUCUCGGUCAAGGAGGUCGUAUGGCUCCUGGUGCAGAAUGACAACCAACCGAUGGCGGAGCUGCAACUCAAGGACCUGGAGUACGACCGGACAGACAACUCGGACGGCUCGCACGUCAACUUGGUACAGGUUGGCAAGGUCGUAGGCCUGAACCUCAUGAACAGGGCCACCUACGGUGAAUUGAUUGCUCCCUACGUCGAUGAGCGCAGCCCGGCGGACAACAGUCAGCCCAUGAUUCAGGUGCACUGGAACAUGCUCGAGGCUAUAGCUGGAAUACCUGUGAUGGAGCAUUUCGAACUCAAUGUGUCCCCCGUCAAGGUCCAACUCGAACAAGAGGUCGGUGUCAAACUCUUUGAAUACAUCUUCCCCAAGGAUGACCCCAGCGUCAAGCAGGAUAUCAGUAAAGGCGGGUUGGAUAGGGACGCGGAGGAUGAUUCGUUGAGCGGCUCAACUGGCCGUCUGGGAGACAAGGACUCGUCGGCUUUCAGCACGCGGCCUGGCUCGCUGGAGCUAAGACUGCAGCCCACGCUCAACUCAGACACGACAUCAGCAAACCCCAAGUCCAAGGCGCAUAGUCUGCACUCGGGCGAGACAGGUCACACAUUCAGGCUCUUCCGUUCGUCUGCCACCGGAGCUACGACCCGCACGUUGGGCAAGAAGCCGUCGGUUGAGUCGUUACCGCGGCCGGGUAUUGGCAGAACCUCGACUGGCUUCUCGACCGCCAAGGAAUCGCUCAACAGCGACUCCAAGAAAUCAUCGCGUUUCGCACUGCGAGGCAAACCGAACUCCAGUGAUGACAAGGGCGAAAAGCCGUCUGAUGAUCUUACCAAGAUGAUGACACGCGCGAGCAACUACAUGACCUUUGCCCACAUCAAGAUGUCGUCGGUGGUGCUUUGUCUCAGCUACAAGGGUAUGGGGAAGCGCAACAUUGAGGAUGUCCACGACUUUGUCUUCCGGCUGCCGGCGAUGGAGUACCGCAACAAGACGUGGUCCAAUCUUGACUUGGCACUGGCCCUAAAGAGUCGUGUCAUCAAGGCACUGAUUUCUCACACGGGCGCCAUAAUCGGCAACAAAUUCACUCGGCAUCGCCGAAGCGAGGGCCAACCGUCGCAGGUGCGGGCGCUCGCUACGAGCUCAGCGCUGCUGGCAUCUCCGGCCAUGUCCGAGGCUCGCGACGACAGUGACUCAUCAUCUCUGUUUGGCAACUCUCCCGGCGGCGACUCUCAGUCUCGUCCACAGUCGAUGCAAAGCUCCGAGUCAUCAUCGUUUCACGGCGCUAAGGGGCCCAGUCGAAGCUCGAGCGUGACGUCUGCCCGAUCGGGCCGCAGCAACACGUUCGCCGUUGCCACGCGCAGUAAUGUGCCUACCUUCCUAAUGAUGACGCCACCGACGCCUCAGGAGACCAACUUGACCACGCAAGCCACCCAACCCAGCGACCCCGAUAAGCUGCGCCCGCGGUCGAGGAGCAGAACAAACGGGAUGAGCGACUCGAGCGAAAGGGCCGAGCGGAGGAGAUCUGGACUCGGCGGCUUCAAGAACAAGCUCAGCGCGUUGACAUCGAAGCUGAAGGAGAGGGAGCCUUCGGAACAGAGGAGUGAAAAGAGUGGUGUCGACGAUGAUGAUGAUGACGAUGAUAGGGAUUAG